AUGCCACCCCUCCAGGACCCUGCAACCCCCAUUAUUGUUGUUCUUGGUAGUGGUACUGUUGUUGCAGACAAUGUUUACUUUGCAGCCAAUGUCUGCCAGUUAGCACUUAGUCUGGAUGCAAGUGAUGUGGCCAUGUGGGCCAUAUCACAAUAUUAUGGGCAUAGGUUUGUUUGGGUUUAUUUUCUUCCCCCAGUUUUAUUUACAUUUUAUAUUUUGCAGAUAGAGCCGAUUCCGAGUGGAAAUCUGCCUCCUGGGUUUGAUUCGAGUGCAUGCCGCAGUGUUUAUGUGGGCAACAUUCAUACACAAGUUACUGAACCACUUCUUCAAGAGGUGUUCUCAAGUACUGGUCCCCUUGAAGGGUGCAAGCUUAUUAGGAAAGAUAAGUCAUCUUAUGGGUUUGUAGACUACUUCGACCGGAGAUCAGCUGCACUUGCUAUAUUAACUCUUAAUGGGAGGCAUCUGUUUGGACAACCUAUAAAAGUUAAUUGGGCAUAUGCUAGUGGUCAAAGGGAAGAUACUUCAGGUCAUUUUAACAUAUUUGUUGGUGAUCUGAGCCCUGAAGUUACAGAUGCAACCUUGUUUGCCUGCUUCUCUGUUUAUCCCAGUUGUUCUGACGCAAGGGUUAUGUGGGAUCAGAAGACUGGUCGCUCAAGGGGGUUUGGAUUUGUUUCUUUUCGGAACCAACAGGAUGCCCAAAGUGCAAUAAAUGAUUUAACAGGAAAGUGGCUUGGAAGUAGACAAAUACGAUGUAACUGGGCGGCGAAGGGUGCUGGUGCCAUUGAGGACAAGCAAAAUACAGAUGCAAAAAGUGUGGUUGAACUAACGAAUGGAACAUCAGAAGAUGGACAGGAGACUACAAAUGAUGAUGGGCCUGAGAGUAACCCUCAAUAUACAACUGUUUAUGUGGGAAACCUUGCUCCUGAGGUUACCCAGCUUGAUCUCCACCGCCACUUCCAUUCCCUUGGUGCUGGGGUAAUUGAGGAAGUCCGUGUGCAGCGUGAUAAGGGCUUUGGGUUUGUUAGAUACAGCACCCAUGCAGAAGCUUCCUUGGCCAUUCAGAUGGGCAAUGCUCGAAUUCUGUGUGGCAAGCCAAUUAAGUGCUCUUGGGGUAGUAAACCUACUCCACCAGGGACAGUGUCCACACCUCUUCCCCCGCCUUUCCCCCCAGGUAUUUCGGCUGCAGAACUUCUGGCCUAUGAGCGUCAGCUGGCUAUGAGCAAGAUGGGUGGUGCCCAGGCAUUAAUGCAUCCACAGGGGCAACAUGCCCUCAAACAUGCAGCCAUGGGUAUGGGUGCUGCUGGAGCAAGCCAGGCAAUCUAUGAUGGAGGGUUUCAGAAUGCUGGUGCUGCCCAGCAGCAGCUCAUGUACUACUGAGAGAUGAUCCCAAUUAUAUCAUAAACCUUGGUAUUCCUUGGUUGGCAUCGAAGUCUAUUGAGAAGGCUUUUCUGAUGGUUUUUAUUAAUUACCAGUUUUUUUUUUUUUUCACCCUUGUAUGGAUGUACUUUUUGUUGAACUGUGCAGUGUAGAAAUAUUCAGGGGAACAGGUGGGUGCUACAGUGAGGAGUUAUAUUUUGAAGGCUUUUAUAUAUAUUUUAUUACUA
Macadamia integrifolia is the source of this 1601-nucleotide messenger RNA. RefSeq names its product oligouridylate-binding protein 1-like. Lineage: Eukaryota; Viridiplantae; Streptophyta; Magnoliopsida; Proteales; Proteaceae. The transcript is spliced from 12 exons. The record is from RefSeq and is a predicted model, not a curated record. Gene Ontology annotation, molecular function: mRNA binding. The coding region runs from base 1 to 1374 and encodes 457 amino acids.